This is a messenger RNA of Glycine soja, 1367 nucleotides long. RefSeq lists its product as uncharacterized. The coding region runs from base 155 to 1117 and encodes 320 amino acids. Gene Ontology annotation, molecular function: catalytic activity. The record is from RefSeq and is a predicted model, not a curated record. NCBI's taxonomy places the organism in Eukaryota, Viridiplantae, Streptophyta, Magnoliopsida, Fabales, Fabaceae. The transcript has 6 exons.
UGUUGGACCCUAUUCUUCAAAAUAUUUAAUUAAGUUCAUUCAUUCGUUAUUAUAGUUCUACAAUUCGAAGGGGUACCAGCUUUCUCUCUUCAUUCCCAUUUGCGCUUUCUCAUUCAAAUUCUUUCUAUAUUCUCCUCUUUGUUCAUCAUCAAUCAUGCUUUCGUUACGGUUACUUCGCCUUUUCUCUGUUCGUUCUACUUGUUCUAACCAAGCUCCCAUUCUGCAGGAAAGUUAUAAGAUUCUGUUUCAGGGGUGUAAAGAAACUGGCUUUCGAUCAUUAUCUCCAGGUUCGGUGAAAAUGAGUUCAGGAGGAAAGCAGGGGGGCUUCGUUUCGUACCAAAACGUCUUCGUAAUGAGGCACGGGGAGCGUUUGGACAACUUCGAGCCGUCGUGGGUGAUGACGGCGGCGCGGCCGUGGGACCCGCCGCUGGCAGAGGCAGGUAGAAAACGGGCGUUCGAAACGGGUCGGAGGCUCCGGGAGAGUGUCGGGCUUCCGAUCGGGCGAGUCUUCGUUUCGCCGUUCCUCCGCUGCCUCCAGACCGCCGGGGAACUCGUGGCGUCUUUCUCCGAUGAGGGUCGUGGUGGCACCGUCGCCGGCGAUGGUGUUGCCGUUAAGCCUUUCGAAGUCAAGGUCUCUGUUGAGUAUGGAUUGUGUGAAAUGAUGAACAGCAAGGCUAUACGUCCCAAAGUGGCCCCUAAAGAUGGAAAUAUGGGGUUUGAUGUAGCAGUGUGUGAAGCCAUGCUUCCAGCUGAAAUAGUGGAUAAAAAUGUAGAAAGGGUGUAUAAAGAGUUGCCCCAGUGGGAAGAAUCAGUUCUGCAAGCAGGGGCAAGAUAUCAGCAGUUAAUUAAGGACCUUGCAGAUAAAUAUCCUACUGAGAACUUGCUGCUUGUUACACAUGGGGAAGGAGUUCAGGUUGCUGUUUCUUCAUUCAAAAAGGAUGCUGAGGUAAAUGAAGUGGAUUACUGUGGAUAUGUGGAACUUAGACGUCCUAUUUUCAAGAAAGAUCACACAUUUAUCACUGGAGAGUUCGAUUUACUCACUCCUAGUGGUCAAACUGGCGUAAGCUAUUCCCUCCCACGUGCUUUGGAAAAUGACACCAACCAAACAACGCCAUGAUCAAGCAUAUAUACUCGUGAUUCUCAAUUCAAGUUUGUGAGCUUUAUACUUGAGUGGUGUCUCUUUCAAGGUUUUUGAUUAGGUGAAUUGAAAAACAUGUGGUUGGGAUUUAACAUGUAUAGGAACUUUUCAAAUGGAAGAAGGAGAAAAUGAAAGUGAAAAUCUAUGUUCCUGAUUGGGAUGUCAUAACUUAAGAAUAUUUCCAUAGAAAUUUAAUAUAUCCUCUCCUUAACAUGGAGAUGAAAGUCAA